CCUACUUUUUCUUUUAUUUUCUUGGCUCAUAAACAUGAAUCCUUGCUUCCAUCUACUCUCUGUUUUGUGGAUACAAUGUUUCAUAGUUUGCUCAGCUAUAAGUCUCAGGAAUCUCACCACUGAUCAGUUUGCACUUAUCCAGUUUAAAGAUGGUAUUGCAGAUCCUCAAAAUGUAUUGGCUAACAACUGGACGAUCUCUAGUUCAGUUUGCAAGUGGGUUGGUGUUUCUUGUGGUGCCAUCCAUGAAAGAGUUGUAGCUUUGAAUCUUACAAACAUGAAUCUUACGGGUAAUAUUCCUCCACACCUUGGAAAUCUUUCAUUUCUACAUUCUCUUGACUUUGGCACCAACCAUUUCUAUGGCCAUCUGCCUAAAGAAUUGGGACACCUGCAUCGUUUGAAGGUCCUUCGAUUAAGCUUCAACCAUCUUAAUGGAGAAAUUCCAUCCUGGCUUGGGAACCUACACAAAGUUAAAAUGUUGGGAAUGAGAAACAAUAAUUUCACAGGUACAAUCCCUCAAACACUUGUCAACAUGUCCAAUCUAGAGAUCUUGGACCUGAGAGUCAAUCAUCUGUUCGAUCAAAUUCCAUCUUCCAUCUUCAGAAUUACCUCUUUGAAAGAGAUUCAUCUCGACGAUAAUAGUCUUUCUGGAAGCUUGCCCGAAGAUCUGUGUCGCCAUCUUCCCAAGCUUGAAGUACUUCGUUUGGGAGAGAAUGAAUUGUCGGGCAAUAUCCCAUUACAUGUAGGCAAAUGCAGCAACCUUCAAAUAUUGACAUUGCCUAUUAAUAAAUUCAGUGGGACCAUUCCAAGAAGCAUCGGAAAUUUAACACAACUCAAACAAUUAUAUUUGGGAGCCAAUAAUCUACAAGGUGAAAUUCCUGAGGAAAUUGGCAACCUUUCUAGUCUGGAGGUGCUAAAUAUUCAACAAAUUAAAGGCUUUAUAGGUCAAAUCCCGACUUCUAUCUUCAAUAUUUCUUCUCUGAAAACUAUUGUUCUCUCCAACAACAGUCUACGGGGUAGUUUGCCGGAUGAUUUAUGUCACCGUCUUCCUAAGCUUGAGAAGCUUUAUUUAAAUAUGAACAAUUUAUCCGGAAAUAUUCCAACAAGCAUUGGAAAUCUGACGCAACUCAAAAUAUUAGAUUUGGCGAUAAAUAACCUACAAGGUCCAAUUCCGGCUUCUAUCUUCAACAUUUCUUCUCUGAAGAUUAUUGAUUUCUCCGACAAUAAACUAUCAGGUGGAAUCAUUCCAACAAGUAUUUGGAAUUCAACUAUGCUCCAGGAGAUACAUCUAUAUGACAACAACUUAGAAGAAUCAUUUGACCUAGAACCCUUUACUCAUGAGUGGUCCUUUCUUUCUUCUUUGUCGAAUUGUAGGAAUUUGACAAAAAUAUCGGUUUCGGGAAAUCCAUUGAAUGGCCUACUUCCUACUUAUAUCGGGAACUUUUCGACAUCCCUUCAAUACUUUUACGCUUCAGACUGUGAGCUUAAAGGUAAUAUUCCUAUGGAGAUAGGUAACUUAAGCAGCUUGUUGCUUUUACAGCUUGGCAACAAUCAAUUGAGUGGAUCUAUUCCCACCUCAAUAGGACGACUGAGAAAUCUCCAAGUUUUGUAUCUUUCCUCUAAUAAAUUAGGAGGUCCUAUCUCAGAAAGCAUAUGUGGUUUGAAGGGAUUAUACAGUUUGUAUUUAUCGUUGAACGAGCUGCAUGGACCUGUACACACUUGUUUUGGUAAUUUGACUUCUUUGGGAUAUCUUUACUUGGAUUCUAACAAGUUGACUUCUCCAAUACCUUCAACUUUGUGGAAUGUUAAAGAUAUCUUAGAAUUAGAUUUAUCAUCAAAUUACCUUAACAAUUCCCAUGCUAUUGAUGUUGGAGUUUUGAGGAGUCCAUUGAAAUUGAAUUUAUCAAGGAAUCUGCUCACUGGUGAUAUCUCAUCUACAAUUGGAGAUCUUCAAACUUUGGUUUCACUAGACUUGUCUAUUAAUAAGUUACAUGGUCAUAUCCCUGAAUCGUUUGGUGGUUUGAUUAGUUUGGGAUUCUUGGAUUUAAGCAAUAACAAUCUCUCUGGAACUAUUCCCAAGUCUUUGGAAAAACUUUCACAUCUAAACUUUUUUAACGUGUCUUUCAAUAGACUUGAAGGAGAAAUUCCCACCAAUGGAUGUUUUCCAAACUUUUCUAGCACAUCAUUCAUGAAUAAUUAUGCUUUUUGCGGUUCACCUAGAUUGCUAAUCCCACCAUGCAAGAAUAGCAUCCACAAAAACUCCAAGAUGACGACCGUAGUGCAUGCUUUAAAGUAUGGCUUACCAACAAUUGGUGUUGUCCUAAAUUUCACAAGCUGA
Molecule: messenger RNA, 2335 nt
Organism: Hibiscus syriacus
Lineage: Eukaryota; Viridiplantae; Streptophyta; Magnoliopsida; Malvales; Malvaceae
Product: LRR receptor-like serine/threonine-protein kinase GSO1
Exons: 6
Coding region: 35-2335 (766 amino acids)
Molecular function (GO): protein binding
Source: RefSeq, a predicted model, not a curated record